Messenger RNA from Panicum virgatum (switchgrass), 3410 nucleotides. RefSeq lists its product as uncharacterized. The transcript is spliced from 5 exons. NCBI's taxonomy places the organism in Eukaryota, Viridiplantae, Streptophyta, Magnoliopsida, Poales, Poaceae. The record is from RefSeq and is a predicted model, not a curated record. Bases 322 to 1116 code for a protein of 264 amino acids.
UUGCUUUGUAGUAUGCAGUUUGUGAAUGCUGGGAGCAUGAUUAUAUAAUUUGUGUUUCAUCUUGCUGCAAAUAUUAGAUGAUUUAAUGUUUUCAUCUACUAAAGUUUACGGAAAUACAUGUAUUAAAGUGUAUGGCAAUUCAUCGAGGAUUCAUAAAGGGUAAAGUCCAUUUUACAACCUCGUACUUGUCAUAGUUGUCUGAUUAACAACCUAGAAGUACAAAACCGGAUAAAAAACACCCUAAACUAUACAAAACCGGGCAAAACACACCCCUGGGCAGUUUUUUGGGCGGUUUUGCUGACGUGGCGAUGUGGGGUCUGCAUGUCAGCGCUGACUAGUGUGCCACCCCUAUUCUCUUUCUUCUCUCCUACCCCGUCUCUCUCUACCCUCUCCCCUUCUCGCUCCUUCCAGUGCCGCCGCCGUCCUCUCGCUCCUCCUGCGCCGCCGUCGCCUUCCACUCACUCCACCGCUGCCACCGCAAAUGUCCGCUCCCUGCACGGCGCCAACUUCCUGGUGUCCAGGCACCUGAAGCGCCGCCUGGGCGCGCCCGCCCGCUCGGGGCCCUCGGCGUCGUCCGCGUCGAGCAGCUCCUGCGUGUCCAUGGCCGACACGGCGGAGUCGGCUGCCGCGCUCGCGCCUGCGCCGGCGUGGAAGCGGCGGGCGCGCGCGGAGGCGGUGCUUGAAGGGUGGGCCGCGCGGAUGGGCUUCGCGGCGGGGCCCGCGCGCCGGCGCGCCGCGACGGCCGCGGGCGCGCUCCGAGCGCUGGGCCGGGGCGUGGCCGCUGCCCGCGUCCCGCUCCGCGUCACGAUGGCCGCGGCGCUCUGGGCCGAGAUCACGUCCGCCCCCGCCGCCGUGUUCAAGGGAGGGGAGGCCGCGCUGCUCCGGCGGCUGGAGGCCGCGGCGCACGUGCCGGCGAGGCUGGUGCUCACCGUGGCGUCGUGGAUGGCGCGCGUGGCGAGCCACCGGGCGCCGCCGCCGCUGCCCGCCGAGGUGCUUGAAGGGUGGGCCGCGCGGAUGGGCUUCGCGGCGGGGCCCGCAGGCGCGCUCCGGGCGCUGGGCCGGGGCGUGGCCGCUGCCCGCGUCCCGCUCCGCGUCGUGAUGGCCGCGGCGCUCUAGGCCGAGAUCACGUCCGCCCCCGCCGCCGCGUGCAAGGGAGGGGAGGCCGCGGCGCACGUGCCAGCGAGGCUAGUGCUCACCGUGGCGUCGUGGAUGGCGCGCGCGGUGAGCCACCGGGCGCCGCCGCCGCCGUUCGCCGAGGCCGACGACGAGGAGGGCUGGGCCGAGUGCUCCUGACCAACCGCGCGCCGGUGAAGGAGCGAGAAGGGGAGAGGGUAGAGAGAGACAGGGUAGGAGAGAAGAAAGAGAAGAGGGGUGGCCCACUAGUCAGCGCUGACAUGCGGACCCCACACCGCCCCGUCAGCAAAACCGCCCAAAAAACUGCCCAGGGGUGUGUUUUGCCCGGUUUUGUAUAGUUCAGGGUGUUUUUUAUCCGGUUUUGUACUUCUAGGUUGUUAAUCAGACAACUAUGGCAAGUACGAGGUUGUAAAAUGGACUUUACCCAUUCAUAAACUGACCUGCCAUGUUUGACUGGCUCUGCAGGUUAUGGCUACUCGGUUCUAAGUUUGUUGCCUUUCUGGUUUUGGUUUACAUAGCUAAUGGUUCGUUAGUUGGUUGCCUACAUAAUUUGCGUUGUUUAAUAUGCCCGGGUGGAGUUCAAGGCACCAGUGGUCAUGGUUGGGUGCAAGGUGAACCUGCUAGACAGGCAGGAGUUUAACCUUGAACAUAUCGUGGUACCCAUCAGGCAGAGAUUGAAACCUGAAUUGGCUGGAUAAUUAUAGCCUCAAAUACUUACUAUUGAUGAUAUCAGAACCUGAGCUCGAUAUUCUGUUUUACCCAAUAGCUAGGCAUUUUACAAAAAGGCUCUCUUUCUAAAUUGGUGACAGUUAGGUGGUUUCAACAAGUACUAAAUCAAUUCGUUAUCUAAAAGAUGAUCUCUCCACUGCUACUUCAACUUGGGGCUGCAGAAGUAAGCUAUUCUUCCAUCUUUAUUCUGCACUUUAUUGUAUUACCCGUAUUUAGAGCUUUUAUAUGCCUUGUAUUGAGUGAGCCUGAGAUCGUAACCAUUUUCCAGCUUAGAAAUUGUUCAAAUUAUGUAUACAUGGUAUGCUUCUCUGUACUUUAACCUAAAAUAGGCCAUAGAGAUCAGCCAUGACCUGUAUGGUAGAGCUCUUGGAUUUGUGUAUAGGAAAAAAAUGUUCUUGCAGUGUCUUUUAUCUUUCGAUUUUAAAGCUUUAACUCAUGCAGUAUCUGAAUUGGUAGUAUCAUAGCCACCUUUAUGAAUUAGAGAAGGAGAAUUUGCCCUUGCAGCUUGCCCUUUGAUUUGAUGCAGUAACUGUACCGUGAAAUUUAUUGUUUUGUCCUUGCAUUGGAAGAAUAUAGUAAUGAUAUUUGUCUUUUAUUUUAUUUGGAUUUCUAGGAUUUUAGUAGUACAUAUUUUGCAACAAUAGCUUCUUUUGUUCUUUGCAGACCAUAGAUGUUUCACAAUGAUCUAUCAGUGAAAAGAUUUGUGGCCUUCGGUAUUGCUAAUUAAGGACGGUAUGUCUGAGAAACAAGUAAAAAUAACAAGGCUCAGAAGCAUGAUUAUCCUUUAUUUAGCUUAUUUCUCUGCUAAAAAUGUUCACUUGCAUUUACUAAGUUCUUGGCGAUCAGCAAUAACCAUGAAGAAAAACCAGACCACCUUAUUGACAAGCUGAUCAGCAGCCACAGUUAAGUACAGUACGGGCAGAAACACAUUUGAUCUUAAAUCGCUGAUGGAAACCAUUUCUACUCCAAAUCAAUUGGACACUACGCAUUGGUGAUGGAAGCCUCUAGCAAACAUCAUUGCCCAGCACCAGUUGCUUCGCUGUUCUGUGGUGGCUUGAAGGAUGUUUGCCGGUUAUCUCUGCCCGAGGGCCCUGCACUAACAUUGCUAAUCAUGCCGCGAUGUCAACUCCACCUAACACAAGAUGUUGCUCAUCUAGGGCUGCAUCGGCCACAAUGCCUGAGAAGCACCUCUAGGAUAUGAUUGCAUCAGCCACAAGUGUUGACACAAAAUCGCCUAAUUGAGGACACUGACCAUGAGGGGCUCACGGCUGAGGUAUUUGGUUGGAGCAGACCAAUAUCGUCUUGGAACAAAUGGCCUGUCUAGCAUUGUACCCAAAUCAUAAAAUCUGGAAAGUAUUUUUUUCUUCUGAAACAAUUUUUUUAUUCCCGAACAAUUUUUUGUAUUGCUGGAACAAUUAAAAAAUUAUUUCGAAACAAUUUUUUUUGUUCUAGAACAAAUUUGACUGAAUGUGUGGGCUGGUUUGUUGGGCCAGUUUAGGCCCAAAUCAUAAAAUCUGGAAACUAAUAAAUAUACUAAAUUUUUAGUA